AUGCCCGCCGAUUGCAACCACGCUGAUAUACCCGUCGAACGGUCGGAUGAAACAUUGCGAGACUGCCCGCGGUGCGACGAGCGGUUUGAUCGCAACACGUCGGAUGAACUUGCGCCGUUGGAUCUGCCGUUAACUGCCCGCGGCGCGAAGAUUCGGAUGUGCAUGGGGAGCCCGUCCGCGCCGUUCGCGCAGGGAACGUUCGUAACGAAGCCUAUGAAGCACGGGAAAGCGUUUCACAACCGGUUUGCGCAGCUCACCGUGUUUGAAGCGGAGGUUCGGCACGAACCGGAGGUUUGGGCCGAGGCAGAGGCUCGCCGCGAAACUUCCGGGGGGACGGCAGGCGGAGAUAGUAUCGGACAGGCGGCAGGAGCAGGCGGAACGGCUGGCGGACAGGGAGGAGACGGCGGAAAUGGGGCACAGCAUGGGGGACGGCAAGGGGAGCCGCAAGGGGGACAGCAAAGGGGACAACAAGCGGAGCCGCAAGGGGACCAGCAGCAAGUGGGGCAGAACCAAGGGGGGCCUGGGCGGGCAGAACCGACAAAAACGACACUGCGGCUGCUGUCGUUUUUGGAGGACGACGAUUCGAUUCUCAAGUCGCAGUGGAAGGGGUGGGGUGAGGCGGAAUAUAGCGACCUCUUCACUCCGAGUGUGUUUAAGGUGCAGUGCCACGUUUGGCCCACGCACGACGCUUAUAUGCAGACCCUGGAGCCUGCUUAUAUCGUGGAUGCAGUCGCAAAUAACAGCUAUCUGUGGCAUAACAUUAUUGAGUGCCCUCUGCCACCGUACACCGAGCUUGUGACUGAUAACGAGACCGUUUCAAGCGAACCAGCCAGCUCCGCUGCUCCUCCCUCUGAUCCCUCUGCGACUCCUGCGUUUAUGAGCGGUCGAGAGCGGUUGGGAACGGUGGAGGGGAGAAAGUGGGCGGUGCAUCACCUGCAGCAGGUGCAGGUACAGCUCGUGGCAGCAGAGGAAGGGGCAGACCUUCGUAUGCCCCCGCUGCUGCUGUGCCGCGCCGACAGCAACAAACACACCCUCGCCUCCUCCCCCCUCUCCCUCUCCCUGACUGCCUCCCGCCACACCACUGCUGCUGCUGCUACGGCCCAAACCAUCCCUCUCUCCUUCCCUCCGCCGUUUCCGUUUGCAGCAAAGGAAAAGGAAUUGGCUGCUCUGGCUGUUGCCGGGGCUGCUGCCGAGGCUGCUGCUGCUGCAGGGGGUGCUAAGGGUGGCUCUGGAGGUUCGGCAGGCUCAAAGCCCGCUGUAGGUUUGGGAAGUGGUUCGGAGCUGGUUCGGUUUCUGGCGGAGGCAGAGGGCGGGGCGAACAGCACAGAUAAAGCUUCUGGUGGGGAAGCGCUCAGUUCCGAGCACCUGCUUGUGAACUAUGAGGAUGCAGCUACUAACGAGGAUGAGUUCGGCAGCAGCAGCAGCAACAGCAGCGGCAGGAGUGCAAGCGAAACCGGGGAGGGAGGAAGAACCACUGAGCACGCAGGCAUGGGAGCAGUGAGCAUCUGCCUGCGCCCCGUGCACAAACGGCAGAUGUUCUCCGACAACGUUGCUGUAUCCGACGUGCGAUUACUCGAGUGGAUCGAUGCGUGUCUGCUGAUGGGAGUGGAUCGCAUCUAUGUGUACGACCGCUACGCCACGCACAUACGCGCGCUGCUGUGGGAGUACAUAGCGAGGGGGCAGGUGGUGCACGUGCCGUUCCCCAAUUGGAGCGAGGUGUUCUUUAGGCAAGCGCAGUACGACGGCAAGGCCAAGAAGCCCUACGCGGUGAAAUUUUCAAAAUUGCCGUUCCACAAUUGGAGCGAGGCGUUCUCCAGACAAGCCCAGAACGACGGCAAGGCCAAGAAGCCCUACGCGUUCCCAGACAUAUACGACCAGGUGAUAGCAUUCGAGCACUGCAUGAUGCUGGGGCGGAGGUUCGGCGACAGGUGGCAGCUGCAGAUAGACAGUGACGAGUUCAUCUGGUACCACCCCCAGGCUGGGGGCUUUUUGAAACCCCUUCUCGCUAGGAUAGAGGUCAACCACGCGCGCGCACCAGGCAGCAAGCAGCCUCUCCGGGCGAUUCUAAUAAGGCGGUUCAACUUCUGGGGAGUGAAGAAGGAGUCGCGGGGGGACCCGGUAUCCGACAGGCUGCAGUGGCGCUGCAGUGAGCCCAUGUGGCACACCAAGACGUGGGUGGGCUGGCACGACAAGGUGGCCGUUAACCCUCAAACGAUUCUUCCCUAG
Messenger RNA from Closterium sp. Yama58-4, 2226 nucleotides. The record is from the annotation of a GenBank genome assembly. Lineage: Eukaryota; Viridiplantae; Streptophyta; Zygnematophyceae; Desmidiales; Closteriaceae.